Molecule: messenger RNA, 565 nt
Organism: Mandrillus leucophaeus (drill)
Lineage: Eukaryota; Metazoa; Chordata; Mammalia; Primates; Cercopithecidae
Gene: SMIM21
Product: small integral membrane protein 21
Source: RefSeq, a predicted model, not a curated record
AUGGACCAGUGUGUGUCCACAGCUCCUCCCCGAUUCCCCAUAGCAUAACUGGGAACAUUUAAACAAAACUCUGCAGAAAAGGGAGGGACACUCAAGGGGAAUUUGCUGCAGAAGGAAGCACCUACCACCUCUGAAAAUGAACAUCAUAUUCAUUUGUUCACAUUGCUGGUUCUCUUCCAUGUGACAGUGUUGCUGAGGAACCGCAGGAUACAAGGGGUUUCUGAAGACUGGAAAAAGGCAAACAGCGUAUUUUAAAAGUAAAAAACUCCUUCUUUCUCCCACUGUAGGCUUUUUGUGUUUUCAACAUACCCAGCCUCACUUGGAAAAAUAAAAAUAAAAAUAAAGCACCCACUCACAUGAGCAGCCAAGUUUCAGAUACCAGUAGGCACGGGCUCUUCCAAAUGUCUCCUGUUCUGGAGAUGUUCGCAGUCCUCAAAUAAAAACUGAAACAAACAAGCAAACAAAAAAAAAUAAAAUCUCACUACCAAAUACCCUAGGAACAAGACUUAAACUCUAUUUGGAAAUUGAAUUUCUUCCAUAGUCAAUCAAUAUUUAAUAAAGAGAG